GCCGCUCGGUCGGCCGCAGUCGCGCAGGCAGGUUAGGUCAGUCGGCGAAGGUUAGGUGCGCGAUUCGUCGUAUCAGUCUUCAUCGACGUGUCAAACGCGAGCGAAGGCAAAUGGCGGCCGCUAGAGAGAACGACAUUCCCGCGCUCGAAGAUCAGGUCGAGAAGUUGAAUCUCUCUUCUACGACGGAUGACGCGGCAGCGGACAAGGGCGACGAUGACGUCGUCGACUAUGGGAAAGCUGGUGAGCCGCAGCUUUGGGGCUUUGAGACGCGAGAGCUUUACAAGAUCGCGCUCAACUUCUACAAAGAGAAGAAGGGUAAGGCCGUGCACAUCUCUUAUGAAGAUAAGCUGAAAUUGGUGGCGUUCAUCCAGCAAGUGACGCAUGGGAAGUGCACCACCGAGAACGCACCGCCACUGGGCGUGUUAGACGUCAUUGGGAAAGACAGGCGCAUGGCGUGGCAGAAUCUGGGUGAUAUAACUAAGGAGCAAGCGAUGGAGGGUUUUAUAGUACUGUUGGAUAAGCUAUGUCCCUUGUUUAGAACUGUGGCUGAGGCACAGAAAAGGGACUUUGAGGAGAAAGAGCGGCUGAAGAAAGAGGAGGAGGCCAGAAUGCUGGAGGAGGAGAGGAAACUUAAGGAGUUGGAGGAGGAACGUAAGAAGCAGGAGGAGGAAAGACUGAAGGAGGAGACUCAGAGGAGACAAAUUCAGGAUGCUUUGAAUCAGCAAACGUAUCAUCAAUUCAAGAUGUACGCUGAGCAGCAGUAUCCUGGCAAUCCAGAGCAACAGGGUGUUCUGAUUAGGCAGCUGCAAGAGCAACAUUACCAUCAGUACAUGCAACAGUUGCACCAGAACCAGUUGGGCCAGAGCGAAGAGGAUAAGAAGAAGAACAUCGAGCAGGAGACUUUGUCAAAGGAAGACGACAACAAGGAUGCGUCGAAUACAAACGACGAGGAUUCCGAUGAUUUGGAGGACUGGCCACCCAUCACUCCUGCCGAGAUGUGGACGAGGAAAGGUGUGGAGGAGUUCAAGCGAACCAUCUGGAGAGAAGCGCCCGAUGCGGUCAUCAGGGUAGGCCACGGGGAAACCGUCACCGUCCGUGUGCCGACACACGAGGACGGUACGUGCUUGUUCUGGGAGUUCGUGACGGACUCCUACGAUAUCGGCUUCGGCGUGUACUUCGAGUGGUCCAAGCCGGACACGAAUCAAGUGUCCGUGCACAUAAGCGAGUCCGAGGAUGACGACGAGGACGAAGAGUACGAAUCGAGGGCCGACUUGGAGAGCGGACCGGUGAACAACAACUCCCGGCCGGAGCGUAGAAUGACCACACCACCCAUCAGCGUCAUAGUACCCGUCUACAGAAGAGACUCUCAGGACGAAAUUUACGGUGGGAGUCAUCAGUACCCGGGUGAAGGAGUGUACCUUCUGAAAUUCGAUAACUCGUACUCACUCUGGCGAAGCAAAAGACUGUAUUACCGAGUGUACUAUACACGCCAGGGGCAGGGCUUCACGAACAAUAACAACAACUAAUCCCGACGAGAGAUGCGUAUCGAGUAUGUCUGUUGAGCACUAGCCUUCACAUAAAUGUACUAAUAACUGUGCUAAUGCUAGUCCAACUGAAUAUGAGUCUGAUGUGUCGAUUCGGUCGUGUAGAGUAACACACUGUUCGCACAUAUACACACACACACACAUACA
Harpegnathos saltator (Jerdon's jumping ant) is the source of this 1691-nucleotide messenger RNA. Its product is annotated as Golgi resident protein GCP60. Lineage: Eukaryota; Metazoa; Arthropoda; Insecta; Hymenoptera; Formicidae. The record is from RefSeq and is a predicted model, not a curated record. The transcript has a single exon. Gene Ontology annotation, cellular component: Golgi membrane. Gene Ontology annotation, molecular function: fatty-acyl-CoA binding. The coding region runs from base 111 to 1526 and encodes 471 amino acids.